AUGAGACUGAAUUUAUCUCUAGAAUAUUCUAACAUUCACUUGAAAAACAUCAGCUCGACUGACUUCCCCAUGAACAAGUCCACAGCAACACUGUGGUGUUCUCUCUUCAUUCUUGAAGCGUUCCUGAUCACAGUUGCAAACCUCCUCACGAUCGCCAUGUUUCUCUGGACCAGAAAACUUCGCAAGCGACGAUACUAUCUAAUGAUCAACCUGGCCAUGUCUGACACCUUAGUUGGUGCUCUGGCCAUACCGUUGUUCGUUGUCCUUUUUGGCGACUCUCAGAGAUUAUGGAGUUCCAGACUAUUCCUUGUCGACACUGCUCUGUUUUUCGACAUGUUUGCAGGAUUUGCGUCGAUUACGUUCCUUGCCAUGAUUGCUUUGGAACGUCUCUAUGCGACAUUACGUCCUUUCCAUUACCGCGCCCUCAACUCUGGUUGGUAUAUACUCCUCAUUCUUAUCGCUUGGAUCGCUGCGGGGUCUAUCCCAUUAUUUCAUGUGAUGGCGCGGAAGCAUUCCACAGUCUUCCGCUCCCCGUCUCAACUGGUUAUCCUUCUGUUCAUGUGGGUUCCAUUUUUCUCUGCGCUGCUUCUCGUGAUCUGCGUUUCAUACAUAGUCAUCUGGAGGAAAGUACGAGACGUUCAGAAAAAAGACCGACAACGAAUAAUCGAGAAGGAAUCUUCUUUAUCGCGCAUUUGUCUCCUGGUGACAGCGGUAUCCGUGGCAGCUUGGCUUCCCUUUGUUAUUGAAAAUUUGGUCAUAAGCCAGAAGCGAAUCAAUCCUUCAGUCUCUCAUAUUCAACUGUUUCAUGUGACCAAGUUCCUCCAUUUUGUCAAUUCCCUGUUGAACCCUGUUCUGUACGUGCUCAAAAUCCCCGAAUUCAAGGAAGGCCUGUCAGCUGCUUUGUGUCUCAAGAAAUAUGCUGGUUUCACCGGAAAAUUGAGUAUUCAUGGUUCGAGAAGCGCCCUCGCCACCGGUCUUUAG
Messenger RNA from Pocillopora damicornis (cauliflower coral), 981 nucleotides. RefSeq names its product adenosine receptor A3. Lineage: Eukaryota; Metazoa; Cnidaria; Anthozoa; Scleractinia; Pocilloporidae. The record is from RefSeq and is a predicted model, not a curated record. Gene Ontology annotation, molecular function: G protein-coupled receptor activity. Gene Ontology annotation, biological process: G protein-coupled receptor signaling pathway. Gene Ontology annotation, cellular component: plasma membrane.